AUGAAACUGCUCGAGUCCACCAUCCCCGUGCUGAUGCUGGCAAGCACUGUUCUCGCCGUCGACUGUCACAACCGCAGCUUCACCACCUGCGACGACAACAUCGUUCACUGGUACGACGUCGACACCGGCCAGAUCUGCGAUCCCCUCGACUGCGGCGGCGGCCGCGCUCCCCAGAGGAAGAACGUCCCCGGAUGCCCUGCCUACACAGGCACCGAAACCCGCGCCACCUCGGCUUCCUACCUCUCCUGCUUCACGCCCUCGGGCGCGUCCUCGACGAUCGUCAGCAUGAGCGCCAGCGCCAGCCCUGCUGAAACCACGGCGCAUGCAGAGCCCACGACCGCGAUCGUCACCGGUACGAGAGAAAGCUCCGCUGUUCCCCCUUCUGUCACGACGCCUGCGGCGCUCUCGACUGGGGAAUCGGGCUCUGCUGAGCCCAGCGCCACGGCGCCGAUUUCGAGCGGCAGUGGUACUACGGCUCCCCCGGCGGAAUCCACGCCCAAUGCGGGCCACUUUUUGGAUAGCUCCCUGGCUGCAGUUGCUGGGAUCGCAGUUGGUGUUGUUGCUCUGAUCUAA
This is a messenger RNA of Uncinocarpus reesii 1704, 573 nucleotides long. RefSeq lists its product as uncharacterized. Lineage: Eukaryota; Fungi; Ascomycota; Eurotiomycetes; Onygenales; Onygenaceae. The record is from RefSeq and is a predicted model, not a curated record. The transcript has a single exon. Bases 1 to 573 code for a protein of 190 amino acids.